AUGGCCCAUUUCGUCAAGACUCACAAACAACCAUACGAUGGUUUGACUAAGGCAGUGUCUGGUAGACCCCUAGUUGGGAAGUCGGCUCUCAUCACUGGGGCUGGGCGCGGCGUAGGCGAGCACAUAACAAAGGGAAUCGCAUCUGCGGGAGCAGCCAAAAUUGCCAUUCUCGGUCGAGACAAAGUACGCAUCGAAGCUGCCCGAGACCGGUUCGCCGCUCGAUAUCCAGAAACAAAAUUUGUGGCGUUCGCUGCCGACGUGACGGAUGAAAAUGCGGUUGCAGCAAUCUUCGAUGCUUUCGGCGCUCCCGAUAUCGUGAUCAACAAUGCUGGCCAGUUUCCAGACGAUGGCCCAUUCAUUCAGCAAGAUCUCAAGCCUUGGUGGGCUGGCUGGGAGACCAAUGUCCUUGGCCCUGCAGUGGUCACUCAGAAGUUCUUGCAGACAAAAGCCGUGCCGAAAGGUGCCGUACUUCUGACCGUCUCCAGCAUGGCAGCGCAUAUGCGUUUCCCUCUGACUGGCUGGGCUGGAUACAAUAGUAGCAAGCUGGCGCAGGUUCGAUUGUUUGAGAAUAUCCGCAUCGAGCAUCCUGACAUUCGCUUUGUUAAUGUCCAUCCUGGAAACGUCGAUUCCGAUGGCUUUACUCGUUCAGGAGCAUCUGCGCCUCCGGAUGGAAUGACAAAUGGAGAGCUGGCUGGAGACUUCUUUGCCUGGCUUGCAACUGAUGAUGCAGCCUUCCUGAAUGGACGCUUCGUCUGGGCUGAGUGGGAUAUUGAGGAGUUGAAAGGACGUAGAAAGGACAUCGAGGACGGCGAUCUUCUCUUGACAACUAUCGAUGGAUUUUCCAAGGGCUUCUUCUAG
Messenger RNA from Microdochium trichocladiopsis, 858 nucleotides. RefSeq lists its product as uncharacterized. The record is from RefSeq and is a predicted model, not a curated record. Lineage: Eukaryota; Fungi; Ascomycota; Sordariomycetes; Xylariales; Microdochiaceae. Gene Ontology annotation, cellular component: membrane. Bases 1 to 858 code for a protein of 285 amino acids. The transcript is spliced from 2 exons.